Molecule: messenger RNA, 1292 nt
Organism: Lycium barbarum (goji berry)
Lineage: Eukaryota; Viridiplantae; Streptophyta; Magnoliopsida; Solanales; Solanaceae
Product: agamous-like MADS-box protein MADS1
Exons: 9
Coding region: 278-1036 (252 amino acids)
Biological process (GO): positive regulation of transcription by RNA polymerase II
Cellular component (GO): nucleus
Molecular function (GO): RNA polymerase II cis-regulatory region sequence-specific DNA binding; protein dimerization activity; DNA-binding transcription factor activity, RNA polymerase II-specific
Source: RefSeq, a predicted model, not a curated record
UUUACACCCUCUUUUGCUGAGUGCUAGUACUUUCCUUCAAUACCACUUACCUACACUACAGCAAAAAAUAAAAUAAAAUUUGUAGUUUAGUGUAUAGACAUACACGCAAAAAGUAGUAUUUUAGUUGGACGGUCCAAUUUUUUCCUAUCUAUAACUACCCUUCUGCUUGGUUAACUCACUUCCAUUUUCUGCAACCUCUCCUGUUCAAAGCUAUACCAAAUAGCAAUAGAUUUGAAGAAGAAAAACAAAUUCUAGCUUUUAGAUUACCUACAAGAAGAUGAUGUUUCCUAAUAAUCAAGAACUUGAUGAGUCAUCUUCUCAGCUAAGGAAAUCAGGAGGUAGAGGAAAGAUUGAAAUUAAGAGGAUCGAGAAUACAACGAAUCGACAAGUUACGUUCUGCAAACGUAGAAAUGGGCUACUGAAAAAAGCUUAUGAGCUUUCUGUGCUAUGUGAUGCUGAAGUUGCUCUUAUUGUAUUUUCCAGCCGUGGUCGCCUCUAUGAAUAUGCUAAUAACAGUGUUAGGGAAACUAUUGAUAGGUACAAGAAACACCAUGCUGAUUCCACAAAUACAGGAUCUGUUUCUGAAGCUAACACUCAGUACUACCAGCAAGAAGCAUCCAAAUUGCGACGGCAAAUCCGAGAUAUACAGACUUAUAACAGGCAAAUAGUUGGAGAGGCUCUGAGCAGUUUAAGCCCGAGGGACCUCAAGAAUCUGGAAGGGAAACUUGAAAAGGCCAUUGGUAGAGUUCGUUCCAAAAAGAAUGAAUUGCUCUUCUCAGAAAUAGAGCUCAUGCAAAAGAGGGAGAUUGAGCUGCAGAACGCCAACAUGUAUCUACGAGCAAAGAUAACAGAGGUAGAGAGAGCACAACAGCAAAUGAACUUGAUGCCUGGAGGAUCUGAUCAAUACCAUCAUCAGCAUCAGGCGCCUCAGCCAAAUUAUGAAGAUGCUCGCAACUUCCUGCCUGUAAAUUUGCUGGAACCUAAUCCCCAUUACUCUCGCCCCAACGACGACCAAACUCCUCUCCAGCUUGUCUGAUAAUCUUGGAGGGCUCUACUAUAUCAGGUUUUCUGAAUUUGCGUCAAGGGUCUUCCUCCAUCUCUGGAAAUGUGUACUCUAGUUUUAACCUAUAUAUAGUGUUGUAAAUCAUGAUCAGAAUUUAUUACCGCUGCUAUAUUAACUGUUUUUUUUUUUCAAGCAAUAUUCAGUCAUCUGUUAAGUAAUGAAAUCAUGUUCCAUAUUAUGUUGCCUUAUAUACUCUUACAGGCUUCUAUAUAAUAAUGCUAUUGAACUA